Messenger RNA from Cryptococcus deneoformans JEC21, 1106 nucleotides. RefSeq lists its product as hypothetical. The record is from RefSeq and is a predicted model, not a curated record. NCBI's taxonomy places the organism in Eukaryota, Fungi, Basidiomycota, Tremellomycetes, Tremellales, Cryptococcaceae. The transcript is spliced from 2 exons. The coding region runs from base 88 to 1041 and encodes 317 amino acids.
UGUUGUUCUCCUUCUGAUUCUGUAUAUAUCUAAUCUAUUUUUCUUGAAAAAACCGCAUAUUGCCAUCACUGGCUCUUAUUACCAAAAAUGGCUGUUUCAAUAUCCUCCCUUCAAGCAGCUCUACAACAGGUGCUGACUCCCAUCCACCUCCGAUAUUUCCCUUUUCCACUUCUAGACCUGUAUGGCGCAAUGCGUCUUUCCAGUGUUGUCAACUGGAUGGCUAGCGGAGUAUUUGACCCACCGUCCCCAUCCAGCAACAGAGCCGAAAAGGGAAAAAAAGACAAAGCCUUGGGUGUGAACAAAGAGAGAGCCACAGCCUUGCAGGAAGUCUUCGGUAUCCUAGUUGUCGUUUUUGGCGGAGAGACUUUCUUAGGUACGAGUAACUGUGAUCGGAUAAGUAGAAUAUGUAUGGCUGAUUCUGGCUAUUAUGCCCCGUGGGCAGCUUUAUGUACCAACUCCACGCCUUCAUGGCUUGUCAACCCGUCAGUUGCGUUGCUCUUCGGACUUACACACGUUAUUCAGACCCGUACUCCUAUUCGUCGUAUGCUUCCAGCUAAGCCAUCGCUUGCGUUGGAACUUUUCCUCGCACUUCCUGAUGCUAUCGGACGUACUCUACUUCUCACUCGAUUCUCCGUCCUCCCUCUUUUACACUCUUCAUCUUCCAACACACUCCUCCCCACACCCAGCUCUUUGAUCUUGGUGCCUUUUAUUUUGGCAGUCCCAUUCGCCUCUCUCAUCUUCUCCGCUACUUCAUUCUUCUGUCCUCAACCUUAUCUCUCUACACCUAUGGAGCUCCGGCCUGGAGGUUGGAUGAUGGUGGAUGCAUGGGCGCCUGUGGUUAUCCCAGCCCUUUUCCUUACCCUUAUUGGGCCCGUUGAAGGAUGGCGUUUUGGGAUGGGGUGGGAAGAAGAUGAGAGUGUGAUAGUGUGUAUGAUUGCGAUGACAAUCAUCUUUGCGUUGAGGGCAAUCUACAACUUCGGGUACAAAAAGGAGUUGUGGUUGAACAUGCUUGGCUUGGAAGGGAAAAAGAAGACUGAGUAAAUGGUUCUUAUCACGGUUACUUAAAAGUGUAAACGGUACAUACUGAGGUAAGAUGAAUUGCUUUG